UCAUUUCAGGAAACGGCUACAGAGAGAACACUUUUUCUUUCUUCAAUCCUAAAAAUUAGCUCCCGUGGCCCAAGUCGAGGGAACAUCUUAUAAUAUGAUUGACGACGACAUUAGACAGCCGUUGCCCAGUGGGAAGGUGCAAUGAACGUCUCUCCGGAGCAGCUAGGCUUUCGACUCCUUUCGAAGCUCGUUGGUGCCAGGAUCUUGGCGUCAACAUUGCUGCUCGCAGUAUGUCUGUUGCUAGCAAGGCCCACGUGUGCCAACCCCACCCCGAAUGCCAACAACCAAUCCACUAGCACCCCAGCGGCGAAGUUCUGUCCCGAACUGCAUAUCCCCAAUGGUGUCAUAACGUACACUAGACCUGAACCCCCGUCACCACCGUCUCCGUCGCCAUGGCCAGAGCGGCAUGCCGACAACAACAGCAGCAGCAGCAACACCACCAGCGUUAGACUAUGGUCGCGCGGAACAAUGGCCGCGGUCAUCUGUGCUGCAGAUCACGUCGUCACCAGCGGCACCACGGUGGCUACUUGCACCGAGCACAACAAGACUGCUGGCGUGUGGAACACUACACUAGGUUGCCAGUCACGGACAACCCACUGUGCCCGGCUAACUGUUCUCCACGGGACGAUUCGCUACUCGGGCGGCAGCCUUGCCAUCGGCUCAACAGCUCUGGUAACGUGCGAAGAGGGCUGGACAGCAAGCGGCAACAGCACGGCCGUGGUCAUGUGCAUGCGGGGUGCUGCUGCUGGUGAGCCGAGUGCCUUGGCCACGUGGAAUCGUACGGUCGAGUGCUUUGGUCCCAGUAACGGCAUAAUGUCAGCUACACUGGUGGCGCUCGCCUUCUCCAUGGUCACCCUGCUCGUUCUGGCGCUGUUCGUAUUCGUGCGGCGCUCGCAGCUACUCCAGUCAAUGCAGGACGCGUCGCACAGCACCUCCUGCUAUCGCUUUUGUAAGAUGUGGAACAAGAAGAGUUGCGGCAAGCAGCUGCAGCCGAAUGCAAAGUCGUUGGCCACGCCGGACGCCAGCCGCUCAGCCAGUACCAUGGGUAUGGUGGACUCACGCAACAGCGUUCUAACAGAUAACAGUGGUGGCGCUGGUGCCAAUGGCGGCCAUCGCUUCAGCAUGGUCACCCUGGGCAGCCACACGCUGUCCAACCACGAGCUCCUGCACCACGACGACGGCGGCGGCAAGAUGGCGGCGGCGUUGUCACGGCAGCACAGCGCCGUCUCCUCCGCACACACCAGCCCGUCGUCCUCGUUGGUACCACAGCCAAUGCUGUGUACCACCUCACUGCAAAGCGCUACGCUGCUGGGCAUGUUUGAGUCAAUAUCGCCAAUGCUCGCCGAAGACUGUCAGGCUGAGCUUGAGCAGGAAACGGAGGCACCGCCGCAUGAGUGCGAGCAACCACCACCAAGGGCACCGUGUGACGCUCCUGUCCAUAAUACCCACACCGACAACAAAGACAAGGAGCGUGGCAGGCAAGCGUGCGGUGCGUCUGUCUCCGCCAUGCUAGUGAGACCUCCGGCGGAUAUCGACUUUCGAACACCGGCGUCCAGUCCCUCGCGUGCCAGUCCGCGCUCACACCCCCAGCCUCCAGGGUUCUAUGUGUCAUUCGACGGUAGCCCGAUCUCGUGUAACUUUCGAUCCGAGCAGCGACUCGACAAGUCGGCGCGCUACUACGGAAGCGAACCCUCCGACCUCGGCAGAAGCAAGUGGAGCCUCGCUGUGGAGCGAGAGGAGUUUUUUUCCUCAUCCGACGACUCGUACAUGUCGGCAUGGAUGCCGACCAACGUACACGCAUCGCCGACGCAGAAACACUUCCUCCCCAGCCACAAGUACCUGUGUCGUGUGAACUCCGACACGAGCAACGACGCCGGUGUCUCCUCCGAGAGCCUGUUCUCCGUGCAGCAGAAGACCGACCUGCCCACGUCGUACAGCCAGGCGGCCCUGAAGCGCGCUAGCCUCUCGCCGGGCCCAAGCCGCCGACUACCACCGCCGCAUCAUCGGCAUCAUCCCGUGUCGUCUCUGUACUCGAACCGUUGCCGCGCCAGAUCUUGCUUCUCAGCCGAUUCGCUGCAGUCCGACGGACCUUUGCCGUCGUCGCCUUCGAUCAUACCCCGUGAUGAUCGCCGGCGAAGUACGCUGUGCUCCUACGGCUCAACGUCGGGCGAUAACCUGUCCAUGGGCGGUGGAAAGCGCGUACUCCUCAACCGUGCCCUGAUGCACUGCAAGAGCUCGGCCGUCACCAGCUCCGGCAGCGAGCAUUCGGACUUAGAAGACUUACACUCGUCGUCAGCCCUGGCCGCGUCCCAUAGCAAGAAGUCUAUGCACCCGGAGCUGCAGGCACAGGAACUCAUCCGCGACCUGCCGCAGCGCAUAGCCAUCAAGCGCAAGGUCAUACUGCCGGUGAAGUCGACGAACAGCCUUCCGAUGAGUGCAAGCCUUGCAGGCAGCACACACACGCUCAGUCACUGUGGCAGCGCCGGAAGUCCCUUGGCGACGCCCGAAAGAACCAGGCGCAUGUGGCGCGGAGUGCAUCGUCGCGACGUUGCCUCGAGAACGAGCAGUACGCAAUCGGCAGCUUCGCUAAACAGCAUCGGCGUUUCUUCGUCGACGAGUCGUACGUGUCCGAGCACGUGGCGCAGCGAGCCUAAACUCACGCAGACCAAGAGUCAGUCGUCGUCGCCACUGCUCCUCACGCCGCCAAGCGCCGGUGCGGGCGGUAAGCAUUCUACGCCGGCGUCGUCAUCAUCCGCUGCUGCCGCCCCCGGCACCGUGCUUUACCGAAUUGCCGCCGGCUCCUCGCCAUCGCUCCAGGGCGCGUCGAUCGCCAUGCGCCUGCCGUUCUCCGACUCCGAUCGGCCCGUGAUGAUGCAGGCCAGGAAGAGCUGCUGCACGUCAUCCCUGUCACUGCCACUAGCAAACACGCACAGCGAGGCGGCGAGCUAUGGCCGCCUGUUCAGCUCGCAGGAUCUCUACUACCACGACGGCACGGCGAACAGCCGACGGCAAGCCGGUCACACGCUUGCCAACGCAAGCUGCUUUGCGCUAGGAACAGGCUCCAAUGGCCUCGGUGGCCGUCGGUCGUCCGCCAUACAGCCGCUGUUUGAAAUGGACGACACGAUCGGACAGCUGUCGCCACCGGGACAGGAAACGUCGCAGUUAAGUUCUCGCGACGACGACGCACUCCUGACUAGAGUGGUGCCAGCGCAAUCCGAUGGAAACUUUGACGCCAUGCGCAAACGUUACAGCUGUACCUCGCUGCCAUCCAUCCUGGAAAGUUACUAGGUGAUAGUCCUCCCCCUGUCAUCCAUCCUGGAAUGUCGCCAGUGAUCCCUCUCCUGGCCUGCAGGCUUUAGGUGCACCUCCCUGCCAACAAUCCUGGAAGGUCAUUCGCUAAGCAUGGGUCCCGAUGCAUUGUCUGACGGCCUGUGUUUUCUGCCUUCCAGGGUGGGGCCGGCUCUAGGAGGCCGGCAAUGUGUGUGUGUGUCGUUAGGGUCGAUCCUCGUUCACCAGUGGGCAUCUGUCCAUCCAGCACCGGACCGGCCCUGGCCAGCAGCCUGUGUCCAGUCGGCCAGGCAUUGCUCUGCCACCCUGCGAGUGGCCGUACGAUCUGACAUACCGCUUGCCGGCCGCUCUGUCCCAUCGCCAUUGUGGCCGCUGCACGCUGCCAGCCAGUCUUGCACGCGUGCCUUCACGCUCGCGGCCAGAAUGUGUGCCUUCGCACACGUUCUCUCUGUAAACUAGAGCAUUGGCGCAUAUCAGCGGGUAGUAGGUAGACCACAGUGGCCGAGUGGAAUGGAUGUAACCUGUCACUGUGCCAGCUGUUUGCUACGAAAGGCCAUUGGCGUACGGGGCCAGCAAUGCGUGAGCCAAUCGAACGAUUGCUUGCCGGGUCUGACACAGCUGCAGCGUCGUGCGAUCAGGCGAGUUCUCUGCACAUGCCGUGGACUGCGGCUUCGACCGUGUAUCAUGCUCCAGUCGCCCAGGCCUGUGCCGGCUUGAGGACCUACUCCCUGUCUCUUGCCACGCCUGUGCCGGCUUGAGGACCUACCCCUGCCCCCGUCUCUAGCGGACGUGGUGCCGCCGUUGUCUCUCCCAACGCGCAUUGCCAAACACACUUGAUACAGUUCUGAUUAUUCUCGACACUCCACUCUCUCUCCCCUACUAGAAUGCCGUCACCGUCCUGCUGCCUCUCGCAUGGCGACUUUUUCGUCUUCUAACGCUGUUUGCCACGCCAUAUUGAGCUCUUUCUGCUGUUUCACUCGUCAUCUCCUACUCCGCACAGCUUUGGAGUCUCCUGAUCACACUAGCUGUCGACGAAUUUUAUCCCACCCAUCCCCACUACCACCACUCGCAUCCGUUCAAUAGCAUACCCAACACUCGAUAGCGCACCCGUUGCCCCACAGAAAGGCAUAUAGAUGCGCUUUCUCCAUCUGCCGACCAAGCUCUCCUAUGCGGGGCAAUUUUUUUCCUUUUAGCCAAAGUUUUUGGUCAAAGUUUAAUAACGUACAGCACGUUGAGUAGCUUUUUAAAUCGUUCAGAUUCUGAACGGCACGCGUGCCCAGUCUUUUUUUAUGUUUACUUUAUUAACAAAAAUUCUGCUCCCAUUUUUUACUCAUGGGCGCCUUUUACUUUUUCCUACUGAAUUACCAACUUGGUGGAAGUUGUGAUGCGCACGUUUCAAGCACAUGAUUUUGAAUCUUUCCAUGG
Messenger RNA from Sycon ciliatum, 4713 nucleotides. RefSeq lists its product as uncharacterized. Lineage: Eukaryota; Metazoa; Porifera; Calcarea; Leucosolenida; Sycettidae. The record is from RefSeq and is a predicted model, not a curated record. Bases 142 to 3288 code for a protein of 1048 amino acids. The transcript has 5 exons.